Messenger RNA from Pseudophryne corroboree (corroboree frog), 2777 nucleotides. It is a transcript of the gene SIRAL1, whose product is annotated as family with sequence similarity 118 member B. Bases 372 to 1583 code for a protein of 403 amino acids. The transcript has 11 exons. The record is from RefSeq and is a predicted model, not a curated record. NCBI's taxonomy places the organism in Eukaryota, Metazoa, Chordata, Amphibia, Anura, Myobatrachidae.
AGCGCUGCAGUCAGUGAUACGUGGUGUCAGCAGAUUUGUCACACACCGGCCGCCGUACGCCGAGCUGAUGUGGGGAGAAUCGUGUGCGUGGAGGAGGACCGGCUGCUGCUCACACUCAGUCCCGGCCCCCUGAAUCGGCAACAGCUGGAGAUCUAGGAGGAAGGCCGAGGCAGGGACCUGUACCUCUGAUGCUGGUUCGUUUCAUACUUGAACUUGAUUGGUCCUUGGACUGGGGCCUCCGUGACGUGGGAAGCCAUUGGCUUAGGACACUUCAGGAGUGCGUUCUGUCUGGAAAUCGGAGGCUCCAUGAUCUGAACACACACUCCAGACAGCAAGAGGAAGUGACCGGCACACCAGAGCCCUGCAAUUAGAUGGCUUCUGCGCUGAAUCUGAAGUCGGAGAGGCUGAUGCUGAUAGAGGACGGGAUUCCCCCACCCAAAAAACCCAGCCCUAAUUUGCCUUGUGCUUCCGUGACCGCCCAGCCUCGCCCUCCUCAUCAGGCAAUACAUAGUGCCCUGGCACACUCCUAUUCGCCCUGGCAGUUUGAGCAAUCUCCGCAGCAGCAUUCACCUGGCAUCGGAGGAGUCAAACAACUGGAUCUUGUGUUUUCCAGAAAGCUCUUACCAAGCCUAAAAACCAAAAAACCCCAGGAACUGGUAUUAGUCAUCGGAACAGGAAUCAGCGCGGCCGUAGCGCCCCAGGUCCCUGCACUGAAGUCUUGGAAAGGGCUAAUCCAGGCCCUGCUCGAUGCUGCUAAUGAUUUUGACCUCCUAGAAGAAGAAGAGAGCAAAAAAUUCCAGAAAUGUCUCCAUGAGGACAAGAAUCUCAUUCAUGUGGCCCAUGACCUCAUCCAGAAGCUGUCUCCGCGGACAAGUAAUGUGCGCUCCACCUUCUUCAAGGACUGUUUAUAUGAAGUAUUUGAUGACCUCGAGUCAAAGAUGGAAGACUCAGGGAAGCAGUUACUGCAGUCCGUGUUGCAGCUAAUGGAAAAUGGUGCCUUGGUCCUGACAACCAAUUUCGACAAUUUGCUGGAGAUCUACGCCUUUCAUCAGGGAAAACAGCUGGAGUCCAUAGACCUCACAGAUGAAAAGAAGGUACUAGAAUGGGCUCAGGAGAAGAAGAAACUAAGUGUCCUACACAUCCACGGGGUGUACACCAACCCCAGCGGGAUCGUCCUUCACCCGGCCGGAUACCAGAACGUUCUGAGGAACACGGAGGUCAUGAGGGAAAUCCAGAAGCUGUAUGAGACCAAGUCCUUCCUGUUCCUGGGCUGCGGCCGCACCGUGGACGAUACAACGUUCCAGGCGCUGUUUCUGGAGGCGGUGAAACAUAAGUCAGACUUGGAACAUUUCAUGUUGGUUCGUAAGGAGGAUGUGGAUGAGUUCAAGAAGCUGCGGGAGAACAUGUUGGACAAGGGCAUUAAGGUCAUCUCCUAUGGCACGGAGUACACUGAUUUACCCGAGUACUUUGAGAGACUGGCGAACGAAAUCUCCACCAAAGGACGUACAGGGAUGAGCAGACAUCUCCCUCAGAGAAAUGGCCCAAGCCUUGCAAAUUGUCAGAAUAAAGGUUACAGCACAUGAUCCAGCCCUCAUGUAUGAAGGACAGCGGCUGUGGCUGCAGCGGGAGAGCAUUGGGUGAAGAUGUGGACCACUGGUGAAUUCUGUAAGGCUGUGCGUGGUGGUGGCAGUCUUGGACGAUGGCUUCGUAGCUCCUUUCGUGGCGUUCAGUUCUCGCCUUUGUGUUUUACACUCACGCACAUGUUUUUAGGCUUUGUGUAGUUAAACAUUUGACAUAACAGUAGCUACGGCUGCAGAUUUCUCAACCCAGGACCAUUGUGGCUGGUUCAUAAACUUACGCUAUAGUCAUGACAACAUACAUUCAGGCCCCCCCUCCUUCCCGUGUCUGACACACACUGAUGGGGCCUUAAUGGCAUGGGGAUAUUUUUCAGAAUAUUUAUUAAGCGAUUCCUUCUCCAGACCCUAACUCUGUCCACAUACACUACAACGUUUAUGCACUUUAGAUGCAAGUCCCACUAAGGAGGCUGAAAGUCCCAGUGUUCAGUCAUUCAUGAUGCUCACCAGGGAGGGGUCAGAUAUUGGUUUGUAACUGACCCUUGUGAGCAUUUAUCAUCCAAUGACACCAUUAAUCUCCCACGCCUAUUUAUCUUUACCACCAUGGAUUUAUAACCAAGCUUGAAAUCUCCUGGAGCAUUUAAUAUUGCCGUAUUCCGCAUCAUUGGCCUAGCAUGGUCUCAGCGAUCUGUUACUAAGAACCGCGAACCUGCCACCUUCUCCAGGAAGAGGUGGUGUCAGAUGUACAGAUGGAGACACCCUCAAUCUUGGCUUCUCUGCUGCUCCUAGGUGCACCAAGGAUUAUUAGCAUAAACCCUUCAUCUAUUGUUCUCAGAUGCAAUACAAUACAGAAAGAAUAAUACAUCAGGGGAUAAAGUCUGAAUGCCCUGGUUCAAUUAAUCCUAUUGAAGGCCAAGAUGAAAAAGGCUCCAUCCGUAGAUCUGUACCUGGUCAUCUAAUAAUAACAUUAUAUAAGAGACCUGCCAAUCACACAGCUGCUUCCAUAAGGCUUCCCUGCCCAAGAGAUGAAAGGUGAUAUCUGAUUGGCUAAGGUGCAUGAUGCAGGCAAAGCUUUAUUGUAAAUCUAACAGCACCACUGGGACACUCCUUUUACACAAGGCCUUUCUGGGGGGGGGGUCCCCUACUUUUCAAAACCAUACUGUAUUUUCCUGCAUAAGAAAUAAAAGCUUUGUAAUAAACAAA